AUGAAAGUUUAUGUACUUAAAGUAGCAAGAGAAAGAUUCAUUCUCGACCUUCCGCACCACACUACAGAUGUCCAAAGGCAAAAAUGUCUUAAAACUGAAGGGAAAAAUCAACUUCAGUUUUGUAUCUAUUGGUUUGAAAAAAAAAGACUCCAAAUGAUAUCGUGGGUGGAAAAUAUUCACUUCAAUACACUUGAAAAAGUUUUAAACAAGACUAAUUCAAUGGCAUUCUUCCAUUUAGAAAUUGCUUCUAGACUUCUGCAAACGCUCCCACAUUCAUUUGAAAAUUUGAGAAGAAUGGCUUUGAGCUUUGUAAAUAGAAUGUAA
Molecule: messenger RNA, 324 nt
Organism: Clunio marinus
Lineage: Eukaryota; Metazoa; Arthropoda; Insecta; Diptera; Chironomidae
Source: the annotation of a GenBank genome assembly